CUACCGUACCUUCUACUACAUCUACACUGGGAAUCCUGGAAAGUUUUAUUUAACUAGAAGUGUUCAAUACAUAUGUUUAUGCUUUCACAGCGCCAGGACGAAAACAUUCAACAUUCCCUCCCAAACGUCGCAAUGUAGCUUGUUUGCGUUAGAACGAUAACGUAAACUAGCCAUCUGUUGAUACGAGGAGCAUUUGUGUUUACAUAUACCGAGCGUAGCUAGGCUAGCUGCUAGUUUGCCAUGCUAAUCAUAAACGUAACGGUCUGUUGAUGGACUAAUGUAGUUGUGGGUGUUCUUUACCUUUCAAAACAUUCACACAAGUUGGAACUGUUGCAACUCAAAGCUAACCUCAGCAAGUCUAGACAAGUUGUUGAUUAGCAUGGACUCAUCAUUAAUCUGAUGUUUGAGAACCGAAGAUGUGGUCUGUUUGAAGGAUCUGCUUGACGGAGCUCAGUCUGCACAGUGGGACAGAAACUGAGUCAGUCAGAAGGACAUGAGGACAGAGGUGGGUAUGAGCAGAAGACUCCAGAUAGCUUGACCUUACAAGACCUGCAGACACCUGAUGUUCCUCCAUCCCAGUGGUGCUGUGUUUGCCAGGAGAGGCCUCUCAGUGGGACGGCUGAGAGACGGGCUGUUGCUGGCAGUCCCAGCCCACCGUCCUCCAACUCUCAGUCUGCCUCCUUCAAGGCCUGGUCAGUAGGGAUGGAGUCUUUUUCUACAAGGAGGAAGGGGGAGCUGUGUGCGUCAGGAGAACGCCUGUCUGUCUGUGCAGGAUGAACAAAUGCAGCUCAUCAGCGACCUCGAUGCGAUGCAGUAUGAAUUUGCCACCUCCAAGUCGCAGGUCUGCCUAAGAGGCCCCAGGCUGGGGGUUAAAAACAGUGUAGCAGUCAUGAGUGAGCAGAUUCAUCAGCUUCAAGCAGAGCUGGAGACUCAAGCGACAGAACUAAAGGCCGCAGAGCUGAGGGCAGACUGUAGCGUGGAAGCAGCAGCUCACAGUGACAUUUUGGUGGCGACUCUCACUGAGGAGCUGAGCACGCUCAGAGAAGAGCUGGACACCAAGACAGCACUUUGCAAACGGGCUGAGCAGCAAAGGAACCAAGCACUUCAAAAUGCAGAGAAACUCAAAGAAGCUUUCAAAGAUUAUAAAGCAACCGUUUCCAUUAAACUUAAGAGGGUGAUGGAGAAUGAGAGCAAACUAAAAGAGAGUCUUAUUGAGUGUGACAGAGAAAAAGAGGAGUUGGAAAUGAAGUGCACUGUGUUGGAGCGAGGAAAGGUCGAACACAGCCAAACAAUUAGCCAGCUGGAGGAGGAGGGGAGGCAAGCCAAGUCUGCAGCUGCUGGUCUCCAGGCUCAGCUGGAGGAGGCCGGACGAAAGGCCUUUCAUCUAGAACGGCAGCUUACGGAGCGCAGCACGGAGUUCAGGGAGCUGGCCUCACUGCAGAAGGAGCUGGAAAACCUGCGAACUCUGACCCAGAACCAGGAGCAGAGCAUGGCCCAGAGCCACAGAGAGGCCCAGCAGAGCCAGGCAGAGCUGGCCAGCCUGGGCGCCACGCUGGCCCUGCUGCAUCUACGAGAGGGUGCUGUGGGGACGCUGUGUGUCAGGCCCUGCAUGUUUCCCCCAGUGGACUCUUCAGGAACGGUGCACAUACUGAAGCUGAAGCCAGGUGAAGGCUACCAGCAGCUGCUGCGAGUGCUGCAGUCAAUGGAGACUGAGCGCAGCAGACAGAACAUUGUGGCCGAGCGGCUCCAGGAGCGUCUGAGCAGAGCCCAGGAGGAGAUCUCCUCCCUGCAGAGCUCCAUGGCCCAGAGAGCCUCUCACUACCAGAGCCUCCACACGGAGCUGCUGGACCAAGUCAGCCAAGCCACUGACAAAGAGAAAGAGUUGAAAAGAAAAAGUGCACGUGUGGCUUCGCUGGAGAAACAGUUACAGGAGAAAACCUCUGCCUACAGUCAGUCUGCACUGACGAGCACCGAGCUGCACAAUCAGCUUCUGGAGAAAAGCGGCACACUCCAGCAUUACCAGUCACUGAUGACCAAAAAGCAAAGAGAGUACCAGCAGUCUUUGGAGAAAUGUAAAACAUCUCACUCUCAACAAUUCACGGAGCAACAGCACAGAAUAGAAAUGCUGCAGCUGUCUGUGGAGGAGGCUCGGUGUCGGGUGUUGGAGAUGGAGCAGAUGCAGAGCUCCCUGCAGAGGGAGCGAGACGAGGCUCAGACAGCUACUCUGCUGCUGCAGAGCUCCUUCAACCAACUCACGCAGCAGAGGCAGGUUGAAGUGAGACACAACGAGGAAUUGCUGCAGAGUUUCAAAGAGCAGACGGAUCAGUCUGCCACCAAGGUGUGUGAACUGCAGUCGUCUCUGUCAGCGUGUAGAGAGGAGCUGAACUUCUACCUGCAGCAGAUGGAGGAGGUAAAGAAGAACUAUGAGAGUGAGCUGCAGAAGCACAAAGACAAGGUGUCCUCUCUGCAGGAGAAGCUCCACGCUGCCAGGAUGGUUUGUCAGAGCUCCAGUGAGCAGAACCUGCAGCUGCAGCUUUCUCUGCAGCAGCAGCAGACCAUGCUGACUGAGAGCACUGCUCACAUGUCUGAACUGGAGGAGAGUCAGAGCCAGCUGCAGAAACAGGUGUCCAGUCUGGAGCAGCAGCUGGAACGAGCCCGGGCCUCUCUGCAGGCUGAGGGGAGGAACAGAGAGCAGGACGCUCGGGAGAAGGACGAGGACCUGCAGCAGAUGAACCAGCAGAACACACAACUGUCCGAGUCUUUCGGCCAUUUAAAAUCAGAGAUGACAAAGUGUCGAGGGGAGCUGGUGUCUAAAGACUCGGAGCUGCGGUGUCUGAAGAGGGACGUCAGCGCCAACACUUCUCAGAUCAGCCGCAUGGACGAAAGCCUGCAGCACUUGAGGAGCCAGCUGGACGCCAAGAGUGACAUGGUGAUGGAUCUGGAGGAGAAGCUCCAUCUCUGUGAGGCCGACAGGCUCAACUGUGUCCAGCGGGUCCAGGUCCUGGAGGGACAGCUGCAGGCGGUGCGGGGAGAGUUGGCCGAGACUCUGGAGCAACUACGGGAACUCCAGGAUGUUCUACAAAGAACCCAAACCACCGCAGAGGAGCGGCAAGCCUCGGUGGAGAAACUGACCAUCCAACUUAGUGAGACCCAGAGGGAGUUGGAGGAGAGAACUCACGAGGUCUUAGACAUGGACACUGCACUGAAGGAGAGACAGGGGGAGCUCCAACAGAGAGCACAGCUGCUGGGACAUCUGGAAGUUGCCAUCAGAGAGCACAAGCAGGAGAUGGAGAGGAAGGUGGAGUCUUUGCAGCAGAGCCUGGAGGCCAGAGAGAGAGAGCUGAGAGACACACAGAGGGAGCUCACAGACAGAAACAUGAAGGAGUCCCAGGAGCACGAUCAGCAGCUGCGUGUGUGUCAGCAAAAACUUCACACUUUACAGAAGAAACUUGAAGAAACUCAACGUCACUGUGAGGCUUUGACCAGAGAGUUAGACGCUGCCAAGCUGCAGACCAGAGACAAGGAGGUCCGGCUGCGCGGUGUGGAGGAGGAGCUGGCUCUGAAGGAGGAGAGCUGGCUGCAGUUGGAGGCCGGGCUGCAGUGCACGGUCACCUCUUUGGAGCAGGAGCUGGAGCUGGAGAGGGAGCAGCACAGCAAGGAGCUGGAGUCCCUGCAGCAGACUCGAGGCCAGCUCCUCAAAGUCUCCUCCCAGAUCUCCUCCACCAUGCUCUCCUCCCAGGAGCAGCUCGCCGCUAAACUUCAGCAGAGCCAGAACCAACUCGAGCAAGCCAGAACCCAGCUGGACCAAACUAAGAAUGAGUUGGAUCGUGCGCGCAACCAAGUCAGUCACCUCCAAACACAGAGAGACCAGACGCAGACGCAGCUCCUUCAGAUUAAAACCCAACUGGAUCAAAGCAGGAUUGUGUAUGAGCAGACCCGAGCCCAGAAUAGUCUCCUCCAUGCCCAGCUGGAGCAGCUCAGCGCCCAGUUAAAUCAAUCCAGAGUCCAGGCCGCCCAGCUCCAGACGCAGCUGCUGUCCUCCAAGAAGUCCAUGGACAGCUCUAGCGAGUCCCUGCUCAUCAAGGAGUCUGAGGUGACCCGUCUCCAAGCCAGGAUCUCCAGCCUGGAGCGAGCUGCUGCCCGCCAGCAUCAUCUGUACAGUCACACACUCUCCCUCCCUGCUCUGCACACAUUCACACACUCCCCAGAGAGCUCCUCCUCUGCUCACUCCCCUUCUUCCUCCCCCCAGAAGCUUCAAACAACUCUCCUCUCUUCUCAACACGCUCACUCGCCUCGCCUCCUCUCCCCAACACACACACAAACUUGCUCAUCACCCCCUGCUCACACAUACCUUCCCCCCGCCUCAGCCCCUCAUGUGUCUAACCAAACAUGCGACUGGCUUAGCAGCAGUAUCGACUCCUCCCUGGAUCUUCCUCUGAGCCUGAAGGCCACACUGAGGGAGGCCUUGAGCAUGCAUCCGUGGGAGUCUUCCUCCCCCUCUGUCUCCUCCUUCCCGGGAACAGUGGACCAAAGCUGGCAGGGCCUCAGCGCCAUGGAGGCCACAGCGACCUCUGACCUCUCCUUCAACCCCCUCACAUACAUGGUGGACAAGCAAGAUGACAGAAACCUCAACAUGGAAGCUACCUUGAUGCCAGAGGGAGACGACGGGCAGACGAGCGAGUCCAGGAGGGAGUCUGUGUCCACUCUGGUGGCUGAGGAAGAAGAGGAUAUGAGUUCACUGACGGGGAUGCUGAGGUUUGUUAAUCAGACAUUAGCCAUGCAGGAGGACCCUUCGUUAUGGAGCUCCACAGGGCUGUCACAGAGCGGACACAGACUCGCACUCCAGAGGGACGUCAAGGAGAUGUGAAGCUGUGUUGCCAAGGAGACGUCAGAGAGGACAGCUGUUUGCGCUGGUGUCCUCCUCGUGUCCGUGUAAUGGACAUCUCGUGGUGUGUUAUCGAAAUCAAGCUGUCAGGGAAAAGAUAAAUGUUGAGUCUAGAGGACCUCUACGUUCCAGUCUGUGAAUGAUCUUCUUUCAUACAGUAUAAAUGUAGCAUCUUUUUUUCUUACCGAUAUUUAUAUAUUUUUUACACAAUUUGAAAUAAGAUGGUGAAUAAAAGUAUUUGUAUUUGUCUA
Messenger RNA from Cottoperca gobio, 5136 nucleotides. RefSeq names its product coiled-coil domain containing 18 (gene ccdc18). The record is from RefSeq and is a predicted model, not a curated record. The coding region runs from base 782 to 4867 and encodes 1361 amino acids. The transcript is spliced from 26 exons. Lineage: Eukaryota; Metazoa; Chordata; Actinopteri; Perciformes; Bovichtidae.